UAUUCAAAUUUCUAUCUGGCUGAUCUGGUUCCUAUGCAGAGUUGACUCAUAACACAGAUCUCGGGUUCUCUCCUGGGUUGGAUGCUGGUGCCACCUUCAUUGGCUAUGUGAACAGGGACAGGUGGCCCCACGCUGCCCUCAGUUUCAUAGUCUAUAAAUGGGUGCUGGUAAUGGCAGUGAGCUGAGGGACUAAACAGUAAGCAGUGCCUGGCACGUGGUGAGGCUCUGCAGUUGGUGUACUUCAUCUCCAAGUCUUACUAUUGGGAAUGUUCUGAGAUUUACCUUCUGAAGACCACAACCAUCCAAGGAGUAGAUCCCAGAGAGAGGUCAUGGCUGAUAAGCACAAGGAAGCAAGGGCUCAGGUGGCAGUGACCUUCGAGGAUGUGGCUGUGCUCUUUACUCAGGAUGAGUGGAGGAAGCUGGAUGCUCUGCAGAAGAGUUUGUACCGGGAUGUGAUGCUGGAGAACUACAGGAACCUGGCUUCUCUGGGAUUCCUAUUUACCAAACCAAGAGUGAUCUCCCUGUUGCAGCAAGAAGAAGAUCCCUGGAAAGUUGAGAAAGAAAUCCCUGGAGAUCCUGCUAUUGGAUGUAAGAGCAGUCUUCAAAUGACAAAGACAACUCAAAUAAAAGACAUAUCACUUCAGGGAAUAAUAAGAAAGAGUCUAAAAAAAGAUGAGCCCUGGGACUUCAUAUCAGAAAAAUGCUGCAUAUCUGAAGACAGUUUUAAAAAACAAGACAAAAAUUCAACUUUGCAAAUAAUUUCAAUAACCCAUAUGAAAAUCCUUGAUUUAGAUGAAUGCCAUAACAAUUUUGAAUAUGGCCAAAACUUAAGUUUAAAAUCGCUUGUUAAGACACAAAGGAUUGCUAGAGACAAAAUACCUUUAAAGUGUGAAGUUCAAAGAAAUAGUUUCAAGCAGAAUUCAAAUUCAUUUAACCAACCAAAACUAAAGACAGCGGAGAAACGCUAUAAAUGCCAUACAUGUGAGAAAUCUUUCAUUCACAAUUCAUCCCUUCGUAAACAUGAGAAAAAUCAUAGUGGAGAAAAAUUAUUUAAGUGUAGAGAAUGUUCAAAAGCUUUUAGCCAAAGUUCAGCACUUAUUCAACAUCAAAGAACUCAUACUGGAGAGAAGCCCUACAUAUGUAAAGAAUGUGGGAAAGCCUUCAGCCAUAGUGCAUCCCUUUGUAAGCACCUUAGAACUCACACUGUGGAGAAAUCUUAUAGAUGUAAAGAAUGUGGUAAAUCUUUUAGUAGAAGAUCUGGCCUUUUUAUACAUCAAAAACUCCAUGCUCGAGAAAAUCCCCAUAAAUAUAAUCCAGGUAGGAGACCAUCCACUUGUACCACCUCCCUUAUGGGAGGUCAGAGACUUCAUCUCAGAAAGAAGUCCUACUUAUGUAACGAGUGUGGUAACACCUUUAAGUCCAGCUCAUCUCUUCGUUAUCAUCAGAGAAUUCACACUGGAGAGAAGCCUUUCAAAUGCAGUGAAUGUGGGAGAGCCUUCAGUCAGAGUGCAUCACUCAUUCAACAUGAAAGAAUUCACACUGGAGAAAAGCCCUAUAGUCACCUACAUGAAUGUGGAAAAGGCUUUACUUCUAUCUCACGACUCAACAGACAUCGAAUAAUUCAUACUGGAGAGAAAUUAUAUAAUUGUAAUGAAUGUGGCAAAGCCUUAAGUUCCCAUUCAACUCUUAUUAUUCAUGAGAGAAUUCAUACUGGAGAGAAACCCUGUAAAUGUAAGGUGUGUGGAAAAGCCUUCAGACAAAGUUCAGCUCUCAUUCAACAUCAGAGAAUGCAUACUGGUGAAAGACCCUAUAAAUGUAGUGAGUGUGGGAAAACAUUCAGGUGUAACUCAUCCCUUAGUAAUCAUCAAAGAAUUCAUACUGGAGAGAAACCUUAUCGAUGUCUAGAAUGUGGAAUGUCAUUUGGCCAAAGUGCUGCUCUUACUCAACAUCAGAGGAUUCAUACAGGAGAGAAACCCUUUAAAUGUAAUACAUGUGGGAAAACUUUUAGACAGAGCUCCUCACUUAUUGCACAUCAAAGAAUCCAUACUGGAGAGAAACCCUAUGAAUGUAAUGCAUGUGGGAAACUUUUCAGCCAGAGGUCAUCCCUUACUAAUCAUUAUAAAAUUCAUAUUGAAUCAGACUCCUUGAAAGCAGACUUACAUAUGUGAAAGCAUUAAACCAAAGUUUAUCAGAGGACAGGUAGUUGAGAUUGAUUUUAAUGUAAUGAAUAUGAGGAAGCUUUUAAUUUAAUCCUUAUCAGACAUGAAUUUCCAAGGAUAAACCUUGUCUAUGUGGUAAUUAUGAUGAAAAAUUUUGUACCUGUUUAGUCACUUUUUAAAACACUCUAAGACACUUAAUAGUUGCAGAUAUUGGUAUGGGCCCUUUGUAAGAUGAAAAAUGGGAUUUUCUGUCUUUUCCAAUGUUAUGCAAUAUCUGCAUAAUGUAAACAUGAAAAUUAUUCAGGGUUGCUAGAUUUCUAAAAACAAUUAUAUGAGUUGCUAGCAUAUUUAUUAGAACUAACUUAAUGACAAGAGAAUGGAUCUUAAAAGUAAAUGUGUUUUUAGAGCAUCAGACCAAAUAAAAGAAAAACAAACUGCAAGCUACCUCAAUGUCUGGAGUUUACCUUUUCCUAACCUAUUGUCAAACUUUUUGCAUGGCUUUUAUUAAAAAGGAGAA
This is a messenger RNA of Octodon degus (degu), 2676 nucleotides long. Its product is annotated as zinc finger protein 354B. Gene Ontology annotation, molecular function: DNA-binding transcription repressor activity, RNA polymerase II-specific. Lineage: Eukaryota; Metazoa; Chordata; Mammalia; Rodentia; Octodontidae. Gene Ontology annotation, cellular component: nucleoplasm. The record is from RefSeq and is a predicted model, not a curated record. Gene Ontology annotation, biological process: negative regulation of transcription by RNA polymerase II.